CAGAGCUGUGUGGAGGAUGUGUGAGAAGGCUUUCUGCCCUGGCAGACAGGGCUCUGGGGCCCUGCCGGGGUGUCCUGCCCUCACGGAGGUACAGGAAGCCCAUCCUGGAAGAGCACAUUGAAGGAGAUUUUACUGCAUGGUCGUUUGUGUGAUCCAAGAGUCGCUCAGAAGCACCACGGUUGCUUUCCUGUGCUUUUUAUGUCCUGGUGCAGUAUCAGCUUGGGGAACCUACAAGUGAAGAAGUUGACUAUUUGCUUCAGCUGAAGAGAAUAUUUUCCAAGUCCUUGGGGGAGAAAAGGUGAAAAAGAGAAACGGAGGAUGUUGCUAGUAGGUAUAUACACGACAGGAAGCCAUGACUAGCAGUGUGACUGUCAACAGGAAACAAAAAGUCACAGCUGCUGUGAAGCUGCCAUACAGUACGCCUUCUGUGUCAUGUUGCCUGCUGAACUUUGUGGCCUGUGGAGCAGUCUGUGUCUGAACGAGAUACUCUCCUGUCCAGUCAUCUGCUGGAGUUUGAGUUAUUCUGCAUCUGGUUAAUCCACUUUGCUGGAGUUCGCAAGUCCUGGUUGUUUCUUUCCUUGACACCUGCUACUGUAAAGACCUUGAACAGCUUUGAGGAGAAAAGUGGGCAUGUGAGCAACCUUCAUUGGCUGGCAGCUGAGGGCUCCUCAGACCCCAGGCAGCUUUGAGGUGUCUUGGCUGUUCAGUGCUCUGCAGAUAUGAACGCUGAGCUUUUCUUGCACGUUCUCACAUUGGCCUGGUCGCUCUCACCAUGCUAGUACAUGGGAAAGAAGACUUCCUCUCAGACAUAACUUACAUCGUCCUGGAACUGGUCAUUGCGGUGCUGGCAAUCCUGGGGAACAUCCUGGUCUGCUGGGCAGUCUAUUUGAAUAGCAACUUGCAGAACGUCACCAACUAUUUUGUGGUGUCCCUGGCUGCUGCUGACAUUGCCGUGGGAGUGCUGGCAAUCCCCUUUGCCAUCACCAUCAGCACUGGCUUCUGUGCCUUCUUCUAUGGCUGCCUUUUCAUUGCCUGCUUCGUGCUGGUCUUGACUCAGAGUUCGAUCUUCAGCCUCCUUGCCAUUGCCAUUGACAGGAUCAUUGCCAUCCGCAUACCCCUCAGGUACAAUGGCUUGGUGACUGGCUCUCGAGCUAAAGGUAUCAUUGCCAUCUGCUGGGUAUUGUCUUUCAUCAUCGGCUUGACACCAAUGCUAGGGUGGCACAAGCGCUCCCAGAUCGAAGAGCUGGGGUCCAAUAAGUCCUCUCCCAUCAACUGCAGCAACAGUAUGGUGGUGUGUCUCUUUGAGGCUGUGGUCACCAUGGAGUACAUGGUCUACUACAACUUCUUUGCCUGUGUGCUCUUGCCCCUCCUCCUCAUGUUUGGUAUCUACUUGAAAAUCUUCAUGGCAGCCCGGCGACAGCUCAAGCAGAUGGAGAACAAGAUGGUACAUGGGGAACGUUCCCGCUCCACUUUGCAGAAGGAAGUCCAUGCAGCCAAGUCUUUAGCCAUCAUUGUUGGGUUGUUUGCAGUCUGCUGGCUUCCGCUCCAUAUUAUUAACUGCUUUACCCUUUUUUGCCCAAAUUGUGCCCACGCUCCCCUCUGGCUGAUGUAUCUGGCUAUCAUCCUCUCUCAUGCCAACUCAGUUGUAAAUCCUCUAAUUUAUGCCUACCGAAUCAGGGAGUUCCGAUACACCUUCCGUAAAAUCAUCAGCCAGCACAUCCUGGGCCGGAAGGAGCCGUUCCAGGCGGGAACAGCCAGCUCCCGGACUUCCACGCACGGCGGGGAUGCAGAGAACGCCAGCAUACGGAUCAGUGAGUAUGCGCUAGAGGUGUACACCAACGGGGAGAUCCACAGGGAUCCCGAAAAGCAGGACUUCAAUAAAUGCAAAGCUGGCUUGGAAUGGCACCGGAAUGGAAACACUCUGGACAUGGAGACAAAUGGGCAUCUCCCACAUUCCUGCAAAAAUGGGAUUCUCUCAGAUGCACGCAUGAAUAGGGAGCUUCACAGUGAAGAGCUAAUUGAUGCCCAGGUGUCUUACUCAGAUCUAGAAAGAGCAGCCUUUGCAGCAGCUGAUGUUUCCUGAUGAGACUUCCAGAGUUUACCUGGUAGAAUUAUUAUUUCUCCAUUGGUGACCUCUGCCAUGGCAGAAAGGGAAGGCUGGGGGGCGGGGGAGAGGUGUUUAUUCAGAUUGCUGUGGAGAAAGGGGUCCCUACCCAGGACUGUCGGGAUGAUCCUAAAUACUAGACUGGAGAAAAGCCAAGAGACCAUUGAAAUGGACUAAGGAAGGAGGGACACAUCUAUCAAUGACCUGUCACCAAGAGCAGUGCCAAGGUCAAAGAUGGCAUUCCAAGUUCAGCACUGGGAGACUCUGCUGAUGCAGGGCAUAUUGCGACAUUAUGCUGUGUGUCUGUAGUUCUAUGUUGGGUUUGCUGACUUUCCCAACAGAAACAAAAGCAUGGCUGGAAGCCUUCUCUGAAUUGUAAAGAGAAGGGAGGAGCCCUUCAGUACUUUGGCCCGGCAGCAAACCGAAGGGGGACAGCAACAUCUAUUGGUCAGGAAGGAUGCCAGCAGCUUCCCGGAGAGGGAAGGAAUUUACCUGAUGGGAACUUUGGAUACCUUCACCCAUGGUGUUUUGUCUUUCAGUUCAUGUUUUUAAAGCUUAGACUGCAACAGGUUGCUGAAAAGGUUUUUUCCUUGUCUUGGUUACUUUAAGUUAUAAAAGAUGGGCAAGAACUCAUGCCCAUUCCCUGAGCGCUCCAACGUUCCAGAUGCACAAGGCAAAUAUAACCUCAUAGCUCUCCACUUUGCCUAAUAAAUAACGAAAACAGAGUCUGUAAUAUGGAUUUUCCUUAGCAAAAGGGCUGUGAGCAGGACUUGGUGCUGCAGGUAGUAGACAGGCCAGGUUGUGGUCUGUGUCACCAGGGUGGUCAUGCCCCAGGUGAUGUGAAGAGCUGUCAGGUGUGUGAGCUGUCCACAGGCUGGUGGGCACUGUCUGCUUUUUCCCCUACCUCUCUGCUUGUCCUCUUGGGCUCCUGGAAUGCAAAUUCCUUCCAUGGCCCUAAAUGUGUGUAAGGGGAGCUAAUUUUCCAUGUUUUGGUCAUUUUCAUCCUCACUCAAAAAGGCUGUGGGGUUUGGUUUUUUUCUUUCUUUCUUUCUCGGGUUAGGAAGGAACAGACACGCACACACACCUAACACCUAUUUUUAAAAUUCCAAUGACCUCUAUUUAAACACUUUUUCCCCUGUGAUUUCAGUUUUUUCCUGAUGUGCUUUACUGUGAAGCCUGUUGUGUCCCUGCAGAGCAGAGGCCGACAGAGCUGGGUCUGUCUGGUUAGAAGAUGCUCCUACUCUGAGAAGCUGAAAAGUGUCAGUAGCAGUGGAAAUCAGCUUAGAAACUGCACUGGUCUGUCUGUAUAAGAGAGCUGGCAAACCUGUGCUGAUGUGGUUUGUAGUAGAGUUGUUUCACAGCAGUUUGAUAAUUUUCUGUAUCACUUACGAAGCCUGGUAGCUCAAGGACAGCAGAAUGCCACAUCAGCUUGAGUUCUACCUAAACAUUUUCUGGUCUUUGUUUUCCAGACAAAUAAUCCAUGACCAACACCACCAGCCUUCUGGAGAUGCAGGCAGUAAUGGUUCUACUGGAAAACUAAAAGUCUGGUAAUUAUAGGGAUCUGAAACUUAUUCCCUAGCUGAAAACAUCAGAAGUAUCAGCCCCCAAACCUGGCUCCUCCUGUUCACUAACAUUAUAGAAGCCAAAUAAUCUCAUUUUCAGCAAGGACAGGAGAACUGGAUUUUGAUAUUUGAGGAAGAGCAGGUUAGGUUGGUUUGUUCUUAUUCCAUGUUUAUUUAAAAUAUUUUGAACUAUUAAAAUUAUAAUCAGUUUUAUUUGAGGAGAGUUUUCUUUUUCCCCAACAUGAAGGUGGGGAGUAGUUUACAAUGCAGAACGUGUUCAGGUGUGUACCUGCUCCAGGCUAGCACAAAGCUGCUGUGGGACAGGUAAAAAGAUGCGGUUGCCACCACAAUCCUUAGGCAGUUUUGUGGAACAAUAGACUUCUCAGUUUAAUCAAAUUGAUGCUUCCUUGGCAUGGCUCUUCCACACAGUCUAACGUCAGAGGAGUGGAUUAUCACUCCAGUACCAUUAACAACCUCUAAGCCAUUUCCCUGUGACUGACGUAGUAGGUUGUUCCUCUGUAGGGUGACUUGGGAUCUUGUUACUUGAUCUUUCUUGGUGGAAUAUUUCUGUAAGUUAGUUGUGGGAUGGCUCCUCUGACCUGUAACAGUGGCAGAGGAACUCAGGAAAAUGGGGGCCUGAUCUCUUCAGGCCUUGGUUGGGAGCUGAAAUGUUUCUAAGAAUAACACAGGAUUACAUCUGGUGUUCAUGGCAAUAACAAUUAGGUCCACAAAGAAGCAGAGCAGGGAAAAAAAGUGUGGGAAAAUACCAGCAUUGUUCAUGUGCUGGGACACAUGGAAGUGCAGAAGUGUCUCCCAUUGAGCUUUAGUUGACAUUAUAAAGGGAUGUUUUAUGCCACAUUGCAUCAGACUUACAACAGCUGGUGUGGAUUGGUUGAUUUCUAUUGUUUCCUGGGCUUCUUCACACUCAAUUAUGGCAGCUUCUUGUCUGGUUGCCACAAGAAUCAAGUUGAUCUAUGUUGAUGCGACAGACUUAGAAUUGUCCCUCUGGAAAACUUCCCUGGCUAACCAGAUCACCAGGCAAGUUUAACUAAGUUCCAGAUGUCUUGAAAUUAGCUUAUCUGUUGCUGCUGGAGAUGUCCCUAAGUGUGUCCAGUCCCUUUCAAAAUUAGUGAUCCAGAUUUGAAAAUAAAAGGGUGUGUGCAGGGGCUGGGGAUGUGUGCAGGAAGAAGUGCAGCAGGGGUGAGGAGGCAGUGUGUUUUAUCUAGAGUUGGAAGUCUGUAGUCACAAGAAGGAAAGGAUGGCAAUUGCACCACAUGCUGGGUGCCUUCUGGCAAACGUAUGUCUGAGACGGACUUUCAGAAGAUGUUUCUGAAGCAGUGUUGGGGAAAGUAUGAGCCUUUUGAACAGAAUUUUGGACUUGUUUCCUAGGAAUCAGGAUUUCAAGGCUUGAUUUUAUUUUCUUUUAAAAAAAAAACAACAAACAUAAGCUGAAGGGUCCUGUCAAUGAAGUGUGCUCUUUCCUUCUCCUGGCAGUGACCUCCACUCUUGAGAAAGGUACCUGUCUUCCAAACUGUAUGGGGCAGGCAUCAUUAGAAAAGUGAAAAUAAAGUCAUUCUUUCCUAACCUCUCCAUUCAUAUCCCCAUUUUCCUUUCAGCUGGAGAAUAUUUAGCUGAUGAAAUAUAGCUGUUCUGAUAAACAGAAAUGGUACCAAGACAAAGGGAAGAAUGAGGUGACCAUGAGCAGAGGCUGGAGACAACCUCCUAAGGAAUCCAAGAUGCAGUGAGUCCAGAGAGUAAGAGCCAGGGUAAGAAGAGACUAAUUUCAUUGAACUGGAACUUCUUGCUAAAAAUGGCUGAACACCCAUGUAGAUAUGUGGUGCCUCACUUGGCCUGGGGGCAUUCCACAGAUUUCACCAUCCCUUGGAGACUCUUAGGCUCCAGGGUUUAUUUGCUUUAUAGGGUUUUAAGGAAAGUAAAGUCUGAUCACUUGCCAGGAGUAAUUUUAUCAAGAGUUCUUCUCGGGGCCUUCUCCUCACCAGGGCACUGCUUUUUGUGCGUGCAAAUAAACACAGUUACUGCCUUGGCCUGCAGAGGUUUUUUGGAUCAGUAAUGUUUCAAAGCUCUGUGCAGUCUUGGUCUGUAGCUCUUGGACAGAGAAGCACGUUGGCAUGGUGGGACAGCUGGGGGUUACCGUAGACAGAAAGGGUUUGCCCCUGAUCCUAGUUUGUCUUUGGAAGCUUAUUGUGCAGAUGGACUUGGGAGUUAUAUGGAUUAGUCUGAAUCUUUGAUCAUUCUUUGAAGAGAGGCUCCAGAGGAUGCUGGUGGGUACAGAAAAGUCUCUGAGGUGUGGGAGCAGACUGCAGGGUUAGGGUUAGAUGGGAAAUCUUGGUGAGAAAGGAAAAUUUGUAGAGUAGGUGUUUAGGAGGAUUUCAGGGACAUGGGAAUGUGCUGGGGGGUGCUAAGGAUUGCACAGAUGGUGCUGGCCUGAGACCAAGGUGUGACUUGCUGAGGAAGGACCUUGGAAAGGAUGUAGAGACUUACAGCUCUCCUGGGGUCACUGCAGAGGGUUGGCCUUGCCUGAUGUGCACUGAGGGUUGACUUAAUGUGGUCUAUAUGUGACUGAGGUAGAGAUACUUCUUAGAGAUUACCUCCUUUUCAGAUGCAUUGUAUCCUUUCAUGAUCAUGUUCAGGUGUCAGAAGCCCUUCUGUUUCAUGAACAUGAGCCCUACCUAAAACCAGAUCGAUCCAGCCAUGUUCUGUGGGAAGGAUGACCAUGCUGUAGCAGUGCUGUGAUGUAUUAAAGCUGUAGACACUCUCUAGUGGUGUUUGCUAAGUUUAGCUGCCUGAUAAUUGGUUCUCUCCCAGUUUGUAUGGGGCAUCAAACUGCACUUAGUCACACCAGAGAGUUUUGUCUUCCUAGCCCUGAGUUUUUGGCCUUCUUCACAGUAAAACGCAUCAAGAGUAACUCAAAUCACACCAGUUCCUCAUUUCCUUGAGAGGUGACUAACCCUGACAGAGAAUUCCAAAACUGGAGCAACUUUGUGUGGAACCCCCUGUCUUACUUGUGUGCUGGGAGUGUUCACAAAAGGAUGUGUUUAAGUCAAGACUGAAACCUGUUGAUCAGAGAACAACUUUGCUUCCCCUACUCUGUCUCAGGAGCUGGUGUUCCUGCCCCCUGUCCUGUGGAGCAGUUGUCUCUGCAUCCUGCAAGCCAAGACACUAUGAACUCCCUGCUGCACACACUGUCACUGUAAAACAAUUACUCUUUCAAUUUAAAUGUUUUAUUAAUAUAGUUGUUGUUUUCCCUCUGUGUCAGUUACCAGUG
This is a messenger RNA of Apus apus (common swift), 6952 nucleotides long. RefSeq names its product adenosine A2a receptor (gene ADORA2A). Gene Ontology annotation, molecular function: G protein-coupled adenosine receptor activity. Bases 773 to 2083 code for a protein of 436 amino acids. NCBI's taxonomy places the organism in Eukaryota, Metazoa, Chordata, Aves, Apodiformes, Apodidae. The record is from RefSeq and is a predicted model, not a curated record. Gene Ontology annotation, biological process: adenylate cyclase-activating G protein-coupled receptor signaling pathway; G protein-coupled adenosine receptor signaling pathway. Gene Ontology annotation, cellular component: membrane. The transcript has 3 exons.